GUCGGCGUCUGGAGCUGCCCGCCCGUCUUUGCCCUCACCUUCCUGCGCGUCCCGGCGUUCCGAAGCCAAACACGAGACAGCGGAGGACUACGGUGCACGCACAUGGACGAGCGCACGGUUCUUUUCGCGCCUGCACGUCACGCGACGGCUCAUAUGUGAGGGGGGGGGGCCGCGCACUUUGAGAUGCGGACAUAAACAGGCGUCUCUCCGGUGACGAGAAGCGCAUGAGAAAACACAGCGUCGUCCGUCCUCUCCGACACCGAGAAGGACUCCUCCCCGCCGCGGCCGUGACACCCCCGGUACGUCGCUGAGAAGGGACAGCGGCGUCGGUUUCCUCGCGACGGACACGACGGAGCGACCGCAGCGGUGCCAUUCGCAUUCCGGGCGCUCGCCCACUAUGUGCACGGCUUCGAAAAGUUGCGUGGAGAACACGGACAUCUGACGUGCGCCACACGGCGUCAUUGGACACAAGGAGCGUCUCUCUCUCUCUUUUCCCCAUCACGCCUCGGACCCGCUAAUCCCCCGCGCUUUGGGUUUGUAGUUAAACGUGCGCCUCAGUUGUCAUUCGAACUGGCACCGGCCGCGCGCAGGAGCUCGCCGCAGACGGAGGACGUUAUCGCGCGACGAGAGACACCGUCCGCUGCGUUGCGCAUUUGCGCUGCGCCGUUUGUACAUUAGAGGGACAGAUUUGCGGCCACUCCGGAACGGAUUUUUUCCGCCUGAUCUGACAUCUUGUUCCAAAUAACGCCUGUGAUUCAUCGGGACUUUCGCCGCCCUGCACCGGAGAGCCUGCGCCGCGACGCCUCGGUUUUCUAACUUUACAUUUCCGUCAGUCGGAACAAGUGUCAUCUCAAGUGGCCUCUUGUAUGGUCACAGCGCCGAUUCCCCCUGCGACUUUCUAUGUUGUGCGCGUUUGUGUUUGUUUGGCACCCGCAAACUGCGCCAGAACGAACGCGGCCGCACGUGAAUGAGCCCCGUCACCUGUCCCGGUUGAAGCAGCCGUAGGACGCGUCUUGACCGACCCACACGCUGACGAGGAAUACGUGCCGAAGUUUUGCCGUAGUGAUGCUGCAAGUGGAAAUGGUCCUCUUUGUCUGCCUGGUGCUGCUGAUGUGUGUUUUUAGCCAGGAGCCCAGCUCCAAAGUGGUGGCUGACCGCUACGCCGUCUUCUGGAACCGGACCAACACCAAGUUCCACCGAGGCGACUACCACAUCGACGUGUGCAUAAACGACUACCUGGACGUCUACUGCCCUCACUAUGAGGACUCGGUGCCUGAGGAGCGGACGGAGCGCUACAUCCUCUACAUGGUCAACUACGACGGCUACAGCACGUGCGACCACACGGCCAAGGGCUUCAAGCGCUGGGAGUGCAACAGGCCGCACUCCCCGAACGGACCGCUCAAGUUCUCCGAGAAGUUCCAGCUCUUCACCCCCUUCUCCCUGGGCUUUGAAUUCAGACCGGGCAGAGAGUAUUACUACAUCUCGUCCACGGCUGAGAACGGGAGGAAAACAUGCCUAAAGCUCAAAGUUUUCGUCCGACCAUCAAACAGCUGUGUGAAAACUAUAGGCGUACAUGACCGCGUUUUUGAUGUAAACGACAAAGUAGACAAUACGUUAGAACCACGAGACGAUACCAGCCAUGAAACAGCUGAGCCUUCCCGAAGCGAGACGAACGCUGCGUCGCACCUGCAGAAGACGAGUCCCCUCGUGGCUCUGUUGCUCAUUUGCCUAGCAGCACUCUUCACUUUAUAGCGCCUCCCUCUGUCCCGGAGGGCAUCUACACCUAGAGUGGCCUGAAUCUGCCUGACGCUGCAGGAUGCGGCGGGAUUUGGGAGUGCAGCGCAUUUGCUUGAUUGGGGGCAUCAGAACAGGCUUCUCAAGGAACCCUCGAUUUUUUUCACAAAUAUUUAAGUGGUCUUUCUCCGUCUGUGAGUGAAAAAAAAUGUUGAUGUUGGAAGUGGGAGAGACAUUUUCCCCCUCUUAAACCUUCAACUAAGAUGCCAAAUCUCGGUUUCUGACACUUAGUGAUUCUUAUUUCCCCGCGACUUUUCACAUCCCUUUAUGACGCAUGUGUCAUCGCAGCACUGACAUUUACCCACAGUCACACACACACACACACACACACACACACACACACACACACACACACACACACACACACACACACACACACACACACACACACACACACACACACACACACACACACACUCAUGUAGACUAUACAGUACACACACUCUCUAACAGCCGAUAGCAGUAGGGUUGUACACAGUAGCAGCAUUACACAGUAGGACGGUGAAGAUUCUAGGUCGUAGAAAUGAAUGUACAUACAAAUAGAUAGUUGUCCCGAGACCUCUCAACAAACCUUUCAGGUAACAUUUGGAUCGGAAGCGUGUGUUUGUGCCCGGAGUUGAACCGAGAGACCCCUACACAGCAUGCACUUUACCCAGCGCUCGCUCAAAGAGGGCGCCUGGGUGUCCGUGCAGCGCUAGAGCUGUGGAAUCGAUGAAUCCAAGGGGCCGCGCUCCCCAUUCCCCUCCUUUGUGCAGACGACCAACGUCCGCUUUCAGAGCAUUUAGUUCACUGUGACUCGGCUGAAGGUUUCGCAGCAGACGCUUCGGGGACUGCUGUUCAGAUUGAGGACGAGUGGCUUUGGAGAGUUGAUCGCACAAUUUCACGCCAACAGUGUGUGUCAUUUCAUGCGGCGUUUACCGAGCUGGGCAGAGAUUGUCGUCUCCGUUCUGUUUGAGUAUUAGUCAAUAACGCAUGAACAUUUGCAUCCACAGCUUGUUUCUCCUCACCAUUUAUUGUUAAAGAUAUUGUUUUUAAAAUGUACCACUAAAUUGGGCUCUGUAGAUUUUUCCAACCCAUCAUUUUCUGUCGCCACACAUUCUCAUUCACACUUCAGACACUGUAAACACUUUGUUUUGCACUGAGAUCCACUUAAUAAGAUCAAGUACUUGCCAUAGGUUUUUUUCACAUUCUUGUGUAGUACAACUCUUCAUUUCUUUCAUGAAAGCAUGGCGUUAGUUAGUUUGUCCUCACAUUCGCUUUAGUGCAGGUGUUUAGCAGUAGUUGAUUACAGGCCUGCUUCGUGCUUGUACAGAAACAAGCUCUGCUGAAGCCCACUUCCGGUCAGAGCCAGGUUUUGGGCACAGGAAAUGGGUGAGCAGCCGCGCGUCCACCUGGUGCUCCUGGUCGCAGCUAAGUGACUCUUUAAUGAGGUUCAAACUGACAGGCAUGAGGACCCCAUGUCGAGGCAGGAGGAGCUAUUUCUGGCAUUAAAUAUAGAUGGCGGAAGGCUUGGGGGGUCUCGGGAGGUGGGUGUAGAUUUCCACCAAGCGCCAUUGACCUUGCAGCUGGAAAGAAGUAGUGAGCGAAGGAGACGGCAGGGAAACGGAGAGGUGGCAAACAGAGAAGGACGUGAGCAGGAGCUGAAGGCAGAGUGACUAGAGUGCCUAACAAAACAAAAUCCAUGCAACACUACUGGAAAAACACCCCAUACACAGCCCAGACACAUUGUUCUGUACCAGUCUCCAAAGGCCCGCACUGUUUUGCUUCGUCUUCAUUUUUGUGGCUUCGUCUUAUUUGUUUUUUUUUUCUCCGGAGGAAAAACUGCCGUUGCCUUUUUUUUUUUCGCGCUAUGGUAACAAUGCUAUUACAGCAGAAUAGCAGCUAAGCUAUGGGGGGGUGGGUUAACAGGAGACAAGGCCAUUUAAUGAAGUACUAAUUUUCAGCAGAGCACCACAGGGAACACUCAGAACGGACGCUUGUCAGCAGAUCAACCCUCGACCAGAAACAGCUUCAAUCGUACUCCUAUAAUUACCAAUACUACUAUUUGUCAUUAUUGCUAUUAUUACCAUGGUUUAUUCUGUACACACCUUAACCUGGGAAAUGAGGAUCAACUUAUAAACUGGAUACUGUGUAUCCUGAGGUAGUCAACCAUAAAACAUUUAGUGUUAGGAUAGUGUCUGUUUUGUACCUUUCUGGAGGACAAAAGAAAAAAAAGAGAUACACAAUUGUUAAAACUGUAUAAUUAUUAUUAUUGUUAUGAUGAUGAUUACGACUAUUAUUAUUAUUAGGAGAACUUCUUGAUGUAAAUAGUGUUUGAUAUUAAAGUAUUAAUUUGGUUCUUAUGUCUUUUCUAAAAAAUGAACGCGGUAUUAUCUCUGGGUUUUGCGGAGUGUGUACUGUCCUCAGACAAAUGCGUCGCGUGCUUUGAUCCUCAGCCUAAUGAAACUCUGAGCUAACAGGAAGGGGGAACCUGCGGGCGCCGUACACACGGGCUGGACUUUGGCCCGCGAGCGGCUCGCGUGUUGCAUAUUUCAGAACCAGUCACCGACCUCCAUCCUCCCGUCACACACGGAUCCUGCCUCGGAAUCACACGUCCGGGACACGCUUCCACUCUGUUGCCUUCAGUGAACUAAAGCAUGUUGGUCGGCCCGAAGACCUGCCGUGGGUGAACUGUUGGCUUUUCAAUAGAAGGAUCUUGCCAGUUUCAUUAUGUGGCAUGCGCAUGAACUUGAUGACAUGUUUAAAAAAAAAUCAAAAAGGUUUUAAAAAGACUUUUCCUUUUGCUCUUAUUUUGUUUUUCCUUUUAUGACGUAUUAGAUUUUCUGAUCACUUCCAUGUGUGUUUUUGCAUCCCCCAUUUGAUUGAUGUCAUUAAAACUGUGUAGUUACAGAGAAUUGUGCAUAGCACAAGCCAUUGUGAAGUUACAGUGGAGGACGGUCAUGUUGUAGUACAAAAGCAGUUUUUAGUUUUCUCUCCUAAGAUCGACUCUGUAUCCAUCAACUGAAUUCAUCCCGUGUAGCUGCAGACUGUCUCCUCUGACUAUUCAUUCUCUUUCCUUUCUCCCAAGCGGAGGCCUUUGGGAGCCUAUACAUCAUUGUGUGGUCGUUUUUGAGUGUGCAAAAAAAAGUGUGAGACCUUUUGAGUUUGUGUGUGUACAUGUCUCAUUUGCUGCUGCUGCAGUGAAUGGGAAGCGGCAACCCUCUUUGGCAACAAGGAGUGUUUCCCAUGCCUUAGCCCUCAGCCUCUGUCCUGGCAGCCACGUCUGCGUGGACGCUUUCUGCCAUUGUGCUUUUUACCCAGAGCGGCUGCUGGCUUCGAAGCAACUACAGCAGGGCCCUUCACUUCUCUCUCUUUCUUUUUUUUUUUCAAACAACAACUACAGACUCACUCCUCCGUGCGGCAGACGUCAGCCCCGGGCACAGUUCAAGGAUCAGUGCACCCCCUACACUGAGGCCAAAACCGUAUUGGUGGGGGGUGAAGCCCACAGUGGAUCCCGGUUCUGUGCUCCCGGGGCCCAGGCUGUGUUCAUCAGCUCCCCCUGUGCUGAUGAGCCACGUGUUCAUGUCUGUCUUGUUCUAUUCUCCUUGUGCUUGUAUGUAUAACCUGCACCACACCACACCACGCUGUCCUUCCUCCCUCACCUUUGACCCCUGCUCCCACUUUGCCAUCAGUUGGGGGAUUCUUUCCAACCUGCUCUUUUACAGUAUAUAAACAACAAAAAACUUUGACAAAAAAUGAUCUGUAUUUGUAUAUACACGUGUCUGAGCAACUAUGAGUAAUACGAUUAAACAGAACUACAUUGCUCUGA
Messenger RNA from Betta splendens (Siamese fighting fish), 5602 nucleotides. It is a transcript of the gene efna5b, whose product is annotated as ephrin-A5b. NCBI's taxonomy places the organism in Eukaryota, Metazoa, Chordata, Actinopteri, Anabantiformes, Osphronemidae. Gene Ontology annotation, biological process: regulation of cell-cell adhesion; axon guidance; regulation of actin cytoskeleton organization. Gene Ontology annotation, molecular function: ephrin receptor binding. The transcript is spliced from 5 exons. The record is from RefSeq and is a predicted model, not a curated record. Gene Ontology annotation, cellular component: external side of plasma membrane; plasma membrane. Bases 1066 to 1752 code for a protein of 228 amino acids.